Messenger RNA from Pararge aegeria (speckled wood butterfly), 762 nucleotides. RefSeq names its product low density lipoprotein receptor adapter protein 1-A-like. Lineage: Eukaryota; Metazoa; Arthropoda; Insecta; Lepidoptera; Nymphalidae. Bases 67 to 711 code for a protein of 214 amino acids. The transcript is spliced from 6 exons. The record is from RefSeq and is a predicted model, not a curated record.
CACGGGAAAAGCUGCGUGCUUAAAUAAAGUUUGUAAAGUUAACAUUACGAGAGCUAUAACAUAAAUAUGACGACUCUACUCAGGAAAAUGUGGAAAAAUCAUUCAAAACACAAAAAGUUGUGCGAGGAGUGGGCUCUUGCUGAAUGUGAAGGGGAGGGUUGGUGGAGAGAAGCGAAGGAAGGCAGAGGCAGUACGGAGGUGCGGUACGCCGGCAUCGCUCCUGUGGAACGCGCAGCAUCCGCGCCCGCCACUGCAUUAGCAGUUCGUUCAGCGCUGCACACUGCCAAAACCUUUAACAAAAAGUUGCAGAGAGUGUUCUUGGAUAUAAGUCCAAAGGGCAUCCUGGUGUCCGAUGCAGAGUCGCAAGACAAUGUUCUCAGCGUCUCUAUUUACAGGAUCUCAUACUGCUCCGCGGAUGCUGCGAACGCGCGAGUCUUUGCGGUGGUCGAAGGCAAAAGCGCAGGCGGGGAAGAGAAUCACGUGGUGCACGUAUUCGUCUGCGCCCGACGGAAGCAAGCCCGCGCCCUAGCCCUCUCGCUCGCACACGCCUUCAACGAUGCUUACCAGGCUUGGCAAGCAAACGAAGCUGCGUCCUUAAAAUCGGGUGGCCAGCGCCUUGUGACUCCAUGGGUCCAUUUCCCCGAUGAAUCCGACGAAGAAACUGAAAACGAGCAAUGGAACUCUCCCGCUCCGCUUGUGACUUUCGCCUGAACAAUAACAAUAUAAACUAAACUAAAUACUCUUAAUUUAAUAAAACUCUGA